Messenger RNA from Chelonus insularis, 1478 nucleotides. RefSeq names its product activator of SUMO 1 (gene Aos1). Gene Ontology annotation, molecular function: SUMO activating enzyme activity. The coding region runs from base 79 to 1071 and encodes 330 amino acids. Gene Ontology annotation, biological process: protein sumoylation. The transcript is spliced from 6 exons. The record is from RefSeq and is a predicted model, not a curated record. Lineage: Eukaryota; Metazoa; Arthropoda; Insecta; Hymenoptera; Braconidae. Gene Ontology annotation, cellular component: cytoplasm; SUMO activating enzyme complex.
GCCAUAUUUACAACAAACUCUCAACAAGUAGCAGAAAUUAGAAAUUUCUUUAGGCUCAAUUUUUGCAGUAUCUACACAAUGGUUGACGAUAAAAAUGGUACAGAAAUGCUUACUGAUGCAGAGGCAGAGUUAUAUGAUAGACAAAUUCGUCUUUGGGGAUUGGAAUCACAAAAAAGAUUACGCCUGGCUAAUGUUCUUAUAAUUGGAAUGAAUGGAUUUGGUGCCGAAGUAGCAAAAAAUAUCAUUCUUGCUGGUGUUAAAUCAGUUACUUUUUUAGACCACAGAAAUAUCACGCCUGAGGAUUCAUGUUCACAGUUUUUAGUUGAUAGAAAUGAUCUAGGAAAAAAUAGAGCAAAAGCAUCUGUUGCAAGAGCACAAAAUCUGAAUUCCAUGGUUGAUGUAAAAGCUGAUGAAUCAGAGGUUGACAGCAAACCUGAAGCCUACUUCCAAAAUUUUCACGUUGUGUGUGCAUCUGAAUGUACAAUUACGCAAUUAAAGAAGAUCAAUAACAUUUGUAGAAAAUUUAACAUUAAAUUUUUCGCUGGAGAUGUAUGGGGGACUUUUGGAUAUACAUUCGCUGACUUAAAUACUCAUGAGUAUGUCAUGGAUGUGACACAAACUAAAAAGUCAGAUGACUCAUCUGAUAACAAACAAAGAAUGGAAAGUUUUGUCAUUACCGUAAAAAAUAAACAAGUUUUUGUACCAUUUGAAAAAAUUCUUCAUGCUAAGAAAUUACCUAAAGAUUCUGAAGUUUAUCACCUAUUUCAAGUUAUGUUAAAUUAUCGUGAAAAACAUGGGAAAGAUCCAUUACCCAGUGACCGAGACAAUAAUCUAUUGUUGGAAGAAGCUAAACCAAUUAUUGAGGAAUAUAAUCUAGGGGAUAGUAUUAAUCAUCUACUUGAGGGAGAUCUUUAUGCUCAAGUUAGUCCAGUAUGUGCCAUAGUUGGUGGCGUAAUGGGCCAAGAAAUAAUUAAAGCGGUAUCCCAAAAAGAACCUCCUCAUAAUAAUUUAUUCUUAUUUAAUCCACAAACAUUUUGUGGAAAAAUAUUGCGGCUUGGACGUUUGUCUUAAGCUGAUAAAAGAGUCCUAGAAUCCUGAUUCCAGUCCCUCAGGUAAUAUUUUCUACUGUCAAAUAAUUUACGGAAAAAUAAAAUUUUCUGUUUUUUAAUAUUCGGAGAAAAAAUGUCUGAUUAUCAAACUUACAUUAAGUAAAUCUCACAGUUAUUUACAUAAUACAAAGCGAAUUGUACAGCAUUCUUCAGUAAAUAAUUGAUUACGACUACGAUUCAUAGUGUCAUGUUAUGUUAUCUGUCGGUUUAUCUAUCGAGCUUCUGGCUUAGUGGUAUUUACCGUGAGUCAGAGUAAAGAAUGUUAUAACCCUCACAAUCUUGUAGAAUUGCUCAGGUAUAUUUUACUAGAUCGAUAACGACACGUUAAUGCUUUAGGAAUGUUAAUAAAAAAGCACUGCUAUAAUCACA